AAAUAUUAAAUUUUUUCUUAGAAGGCAUUAUGUGGAAGUUAAUUUUCAUCAGUUUGGUCGGCUUAGCGAUAGCCGAGAAGAUAAAAUAUGAUAAUUACAAGGUAUUUCGUAUCGCACCUCAGACAAAAGAACAAUUUGAAAUUGUGCGCAAUUUGGAAGAUGUUUCUGAUGCGUUCUCUUUCUGGAAAGAACCAAAUAGUAUUGAAGGUACUGCAGAUAUAAUGGUUGCUCCUCAUAAGAUACCAGAGUUUUAUGAUAUGAUGAUGAAAUUGAAUAUUCCUUAUGAUAUCUAUGUCAACAAUGUUCAGGAUUUAAUUGAUAGUGAAAUGUCACCGAUUCAACCACUAGUUGCAUUUAACUUCGCCCAAUAUCAUACUCUCGAGGAGAUCUAUGCUUAUUUAGAUAGUUUGGCCAAAGCCAAUCCUGGCAAAGUCGAAAUAGUUGUUGGUGGAAAAACAUAUGAAGGUCGUCAGAUUAAAGGCGUGAAACUUAAUUUCGGCACAAAUAAACCUGGAAUCUUCUUAGAGGGUGGAAUUCAUGCUAGGGAAUGGAUCACUCCCGCUACUCUUCUUUACAUAACGAAUGAACUAUUACAUAGUAAUAACGCUGAUGUCCGAGCACUUGCUGAAUCUCAUAAUUGGUACAUCUUUCCUACUAUUAAUCCUGAUGGAUAUGUAUAUACUCACACUACGAAUCGUUUAUGGAGAAAAACUCGUAAACCAUAUGGUCUUUUAUGCUAUGGAAGUGAUCCUAACAGGAAUUGGGGAUAUAAAUGGAUGUCUGGUGGUGCUAGCACCAAUCCAUGUUCAGAAACUUAUGCUGGAAGUUCUGCAUUCUCUGAUGUAGAAACAAAAAGCUUAUCCGAAUUCAUUUCAUCUAUUUCGAAUAAAUUUUCUGCUUACGUUGCUUUCCAUAGUUAUUCUCAACUUCUAAUGUUUCCCUAUGGUCACACUAAAGAUCAUUUGGAAAAUUAUAAUGAUGAACUUGCAAUCGGUAAAAAGGCUAUUCAAGCUCUUGCAAAACGUUAUGGAACUCAAUACCAAACCGGAAAUAUCGCUGAAACUAUUUAUAUUGCAAGCGGAAGUUCAGUGGAUUGGGUGAAAGGAACUUUUCACAAAUCAAUUACUUACACUUAUGAACUAAGAGAUACUGGUCGCUAUGGUUUCUUGCUUCCAGCUGAUCAAAUUAUCCCUACUAGUCAAGAAACCUUGGAUUCCCUGAUUGCCAUGUUUAAGGAAGCGAAAGCUCGAGGUUACAAAUAAAUACGAUUACAUAAUUAAAAAAUAUAUUAAAACAAUAUUAUUUGUUUCAUUAAAAUUACAAUAAAUUAAUAUAAUAAAUUAGUAUAAUAA
This is a messenger RNA of Apis florea (little honeybee), 1352 nucleotides long. Its product is annotated as zinc carboxypeptidase. Gene Ontology annotation, biological process: proteolysis. Gene Ontology annotation, molecular function: zinc ion binding; metallocarboxypeptidase activity. NCBI's taxonomy places the organism in Eukaryota, Metazoa, Arthropoda, Insecta, Hymenoptera, Apidae. The record is from RefSeq and is a predicted model, not a curated record.